AGAUACAGAUGACACACGACCCCCGCUCCUUUUAUAGCGAUGGCUCCGCGCGAGCUGGAGCUGGCACCAACGCCUAUACUUCAGCUGCCAAUCCAAGCAAGUCCUGCCGCAAAAUUCCUCGCCGCAGCUCUCCGCGCUGCUGCUCACUGCUGCCGCGAUCACCAACGCGCUCGCUUCCAAUCCUACCAGCUCCCACAAUCCAUCUGCGCCAUCCGUCGUCGGCGAGGCGUCGCCACGAUGCACCCAGGCCGCCGCCGUGGCGGCAUCGCCGCGGACGCCGACUUCGUGGCCAUAGGCUUCACCCUCGUGCUCAGUGCGGUGUCGUGCCUCUUCUUCGUCCUCGUCGGCAGCAACGACACCGACGGCGAGGGCGUCAAAUCCGCCACGGAGUGGGAGGCCAUCCCGGCCUUCGGUCUGAUGUCCACCGGCCUGCUGCUGAUCAUGUACGGCAUGCGGGCGCGCGGCGCGCGGCCUCCCGUUCUCGUUCGCCGCGUCGCGAACGCCGCGGGCGCCGCGCUCUUGCACCCGGGUGGACCUGAGAGGCUGCUGGCCGUGAUGAUCCUGCUCCUGCCCCCGUUUCUGGAAGCCUGGUUCGAUUUCUUCUGACGACCACCACCAUCCCAGCAGACACAGAUUUCAGAUGUCUCGGUAUCACAAGAGCGUUGACAAGUUUAGGGAGGGCUAAUAUGCGGUGCUACAAAUCCACUAGGGGCAAAACCGCAAAAGUGGGAUAACUCAGACGCAUAUUUACAUGUCUGUCCUAUUUAACGAUAAACUUUGUAAAAGGUCCAAAGGGAGAAUAUACCUCUAGAGUACAGGGGCCCAUGAUCGAGACAUGGGAUGUGUACAGCAGAGUGAAUAAAUUGGAAAACAAUGUGCAGCAGAGUUUGAUAGGCUCCCUUCAAAUCUGUCAUGAUUCAUUAGCCAGUAAUGCUGGGCUUUUGGUUAAGCUAACAUUCUUUUGUUUUUCUUUUCUUGUAAGCGUUUCUGUACUGUAUGUAACCACAUGCUUUGUAUAAUAUUUUUGCAUGUGAGAUCACUUGAGAGAAA
Molecule: messenger RNA, 1050 nt
Organism: Panicum virgatum (switchgrass)
Lineage: Eukaryota; Viridiplantae; Streptophyta; Magnoliopsida; Poales; Poaceae
Exons: 2
Coding region: 40-606 (188 amino acids)
Source: RefSeq, a predicted model, not a curated record